Molecule: messenger RNA, 3702 nt
Organism: Colletotrichum siamense
Lineage: Eukaryota; Fungi; Ascomycota; Sordariomycetes; Glomerellales; Glomerellaceae
Product: Vegetative incompatibility protein HET-E-1
Exons: 8
Coding region: 1-3702 (1233 amino acids)
Source: RefSeq, a predicted model, not a curated record
AUGGCUACAAGCAAUCGCACGCAGUCACCUCGGAACGAAGGCGAGCUUAGCCUUGCGCCUCUGUCAAAUGCCCUGUCGGCUCGCUCCGAUAGACCGACAAGGCUGGAAAACGCCCUGAAUGCCUUCCGCGAUGUUCUGACCGCUGACGAGCGUAAAAAAUUGAAGGUGGAGAUGAACGUUUCUCGCGACCCUAGCCAAGUCAUCGCUUUUACUGCCGGGCUCGACCUUGUGGAUCCAAAUCGCAGGGGGAAAAGCAUCGCCACCAGGCUGCAUUCGAUUUUACAGACAGUACAGCAGUUCUCUCAGGUUGUGGACACCUACGUGUCAUCAAAUCCAGAAAUCGCUGCUCUAGUCUGGGGGUCCCUGACCCAGCAGGUGCUCGCGAACUUCACUUCGUUCUUCCAGACGUUCUCGGAUCUCCUGGAUGGGUUUGACGCAUUGACUCCUCAGUUCAAGGAGUACCAGAUCUUGUUUCCGGACUCUCUUUCCCUAAGAAACUCGAUCUAUGAUUUUCAUACCGCUAUUAUUUCUUGCUGUACUCAAGUCAUAUCAUCAACACGACGCACAUGGCCACAGCAAGCAUUGGCUGCCAUCACAAGAUCCUUCGAGUCAGAAAUUGGUCCGAGCAUUGCUGAGAUUCGCAAGAGGGCGAAGCUCGUCAAGGGCCAAGCAGCCCUUGCCAAAGCUCAAGAUGAUAGCCGCAGGAUCCAGCGUCAAGAGAAAGGCAAGCACAUGCUGAAACAAAAAUGGAAUUCGCUGUUAUUGAAGCUCUCCUCAUAUGACCACGAAUCUGCGUUCAAUCAUGCCCGGGACAAACUUCAUCGAGGAACCGCAGAGUGGAUUUUCAGCACGAGCGAAUUUCAGGACUGGUACGAAAGUGUUGAUUCUUGUGUUCUCAAUAUCUCAGGGAAAAUCGGUUCUGGUAAAACACUACUUGCGGCCAACGUUAUCAGUCAUCUCUUGCAGAAAUCGUCGCCAUCUUCCUCUGUUUCAUAUCUUUUCAUUCGAUUCGAUGACGAAAACAGCCGGUUGGCUGACAUGAUCCUGCGAUCCUUAAUAUGCCAAUCGCUGACUGGCCGUGAGGUGCAGGACAGCUUGAAGGGAAUGCUAGAAAGGUCGGAAUCUACAGGUUUUGAGCGAAACUCUCUGCUGUCACUGCUCAACAUCUCCCUACUCGAAGACAGCUUUCUGGUCAUCGAUGGCCUUGACCAAUGCUCGCCGCAAGAACAGCACACUUUGCUUCAAACCUUUUCUCGGCUUAUGCAGAUGUCUAAUGGUCACGGGCGUGUCAAGAUUCUAGUCUCAGGCAGAGAGAGUACGGCAAAAGAAGUGGAUCGAGCCUUGGCACCCACCAAGCACCUGCGAACAGGCCUUGCCGAUACUAAUGCUGACCUGGCACGAGGUCAGCUAGUUCUCGGAGACGAGAGCAUCAUGGAUCAAAUCGUGCAUCAACUACAGACUGGCGGCGAGGGCAUGUUCUUGUGGGUUUUCCUCACAAUAGAGGACAUUUGUUGCUGCCCCACCGAUCAUGACAUUCGACAAGCCCUCGAAGUCCUGCCAAGAUCGCUAUCGGACACUUUCAAUCGGGCUCUUAAGCGGAUUGCUUCAUCCCAAUCGACUUCAAUAGUUGAUCUUGUUCAACGAACCUUCAAAUGGGUGGCAACCGUUCGACGGCCCCUGACCCGCUGGCAGCUGGGAGAAGCUUUGGGGGUGAAGAUUCUCCAGAAGGCGUCUACCAAGGACCAGAUCAUAAACGGGACAGAGAGACUGCCGAGUUGGUGCGAGAACCUUAUUCAUAUUGAAGCGGGGGACGAGACAGUCCGGUUUUUCCACCACUCGAUCAAGACGCACUUACUGGAAAUGGAGCUGAAUGACACAGUACCAGAGUUGGGUGCAUUUCAUAUUGACAUGAAGGCUUGGGAUCAUGAAGUGGGAGAAAUUUGCUUGACUUAUCUCAACUUCAGCGACUUCGAGAAGGCGAUGAUCAAGGUCUCUCGGAAUACCAACAACCUUCAACUACAACAAAUCGCUAAGUCGGAUGAAGGCCGAAGAAUCCUAGCCGCAGUGGGAAAUCAAGCAGCCUUAGACGCUCUGCCGGGGCACACAGCCGCUCGAUUUUUGCGACGGUUUCUCAGACCAAAGGAGUCCAGGGAUGGCUGCAAUCUUCCCCAGGGCGUUUCAAACCCAACAGAAUCAGCUGCAGCGGACGGCCAGGACUACUCAGAACUUUUCGAACACUAUCCCUUCCUUAUCUACGCUACAAAGUUUUGGCUGCAUCACUCCUUCCAUUUCCACCAGCCUACAACCAAAACCUGGCACUUGUGGGUAAAUCAGGUGAACAGAUCGAUACUAGAAGAUGACAAGUUUUUUGUCAACUUUGGGCGGCAACCGCCAGGUUUCGAGUCGUUUGAGGCAAACAAGAAAGCCUGGGUGGAAAAUCUCUGGCAAACCGACGAACGGAGAAAGUUGCUUCAUCCUGAGGUGGAGGCGCUUCACAAGGCGUUUGUCUUCGCCGAUUUUAUCGCCCAUAGGGUACUACUUACUUUCAUCCUCAGGACCAUCAAAGACCGCAAUCAGAAGCUGAGCCAGCACAUACUAGUGUUUCUUCUUCCAGAUAGAAGGGUCUUCCAGUUUCCCCGAGAGCGCGAAGGAUACAUCAAAGAGGAGAACUGUCACGACGGUCUCAUUAGUCUCGUCACUGAAUUCGUUGCUUGCGAUGGCCCUAUGGAUUUGUGUCCAGUUAUACAGGAUAUCGAGACCUCUCCUUGCGGCGACAAUUGCGCAAAGAAACCCAUGCACAUGCAUAUGGCCAAUAUUCUUUCUGGGUCGGAUUACUUCAGAGGCAUCCAGCCCUGGUUGCCCCUGUUCGCGAAAAUAGUUGUCCUCGGGCCUACAAAAGAAACGUCAGACGCUAUUGAAAAGUCGAUCAUUUCGAAGACCCCGUGCAUCCACGAAGCCCGAGCCCUAGAUGGUAGAGAUAUCAUCGACAUUAUUCUCGAGACAGGCUGGCCAUCAUCAUCCGAAUACGCACGCUGGGUCCUCGACUUACACAAGAGUUGUGUGGGAGGACGCAGAUACAAAACCGAUUACUGGCGACACAAACUACAGGUGGCCAUUGAAAACCGCAACAUGAAUGCGGUUGAAUAUUAUUUACAAGAAACAACGCUCUCAUUGGCAGGGGAGAAGGAGUGUUGUCGGAUUGAUUACAAACUGUUACGGGAGAUUAGUGACGACUGGUCUCUCUCACCUGAGUUCAGAUACGAAGCCAUUUCCAUUGCUGUCCCUGGAGUCGCGGAAGAAAAUAUGUGGAGAGUAUACGAGGAGUUUGAACAGAGAAUCAUUUCAGGCGACUGGGACAUCAUAGUGGUGCUGUCACAACACGGCAUAAAACUCGCCGAUGGUGUGUCAGACGACUACCGCUGCCAGGGGAAACGCCGAUGUUUCGGGGUUCUUGACGACAUACUCUGCUGUGUUUCUCGAUCAGCGGCAUCAUGUUGCUCUCAAGGAUGGGUAUCAUUGGGAAACAAGACCAAACCGACGCUGGAGUUAUGCGUCCUUCAUUCCGCCAAAGCUAAGCAUGAGUGGAAAUCACGAUAUCCCCCGGAACAAUCCAACGACGAGAAGAUUUUUGGAUCUCUCCACGGUUUGGUUUAUCCGGCAGAUGCUCCCACGAAGUUGUCAAAAUCGAUAUCGUUCUCUUGA